Impatiens glandulifera is the source of this 384-nucleotide messenger RNA. RefSeq names its product pentatricopeptide repeat-containing protein DWY1, chloroplastic-like. Gene Ontology annotation, molecular function: zinc ion binding. NCBI's taxonomy places the organism in Eukaryota, Viridiplantae, Streptophyta, Magnoliopsida, Ericales, Balsaminaceae. Bases 1 to 384 code for a protein of 127 amino acids. The transcript has a single exon. The record is from RefSeq and is a predicted model, not a curated record.
AUGAACGAAAGAAAGAAAUUUAUGAAAUGGUUCAUGAGAUGGGGAAAAAGGUUAAAGGAAGCUGGACACGAGCACGAGACUGACCAGGUUUUGCUUGAUAUAGAAGACGAAGAAACGAAGCAGAUAUCAUUGGGUCAUCACAACGAGAAAUUGGCGAUUGCGUUUGGGUUUGUUAGCACGAGACCUGGGACGACAAUUCGGGUGAUUAAGAAUUUGAGAAUAUGUGGCGAUUGUCAUUCUUUGUUCAAGAUAUUUUCGGGUAUCUAUGGACGAGAUAUCAUUGUUAGGGAUUCUAGCCGGUUUCAUUACUUUGGGAAUGUUCUUGUUCUUGUUUGGACUGUUGGUGAUACUAUAUAUACAAUGAGUUCAAUUGUAAAAGUGUGA